Molecule: messenger RNA, 1259 nt
Organism: Eurypyga helias (sunbittern)
Lineage: Eukaryota; Metazoa; Chordata; Aves; Eurypygiformes; Eurypygidae
Gene: RAB5C
Product: RAB5C, member RAS oncogene family
Exons: 6
Coding region: 1-657 (218 amino acids)
Molecular function (GO): GTPase activity; GTP binding
Source: RefSeq, a predicted model, not a curated record
AUGGCAGGUCGAGGUGGAGCCGCUCGCUGCCUCCGCUCGGCCCCCACCGCCGGAAACAAAAUCUGCCAGUUUAAACUUGUUCUCUUGGGAGAGUCGGCGGUGGGGAAGUCCAGCCUCGUCCUGCGCUUCGUGAAGGGGCAGUUCCACGAGUACCAGGAGAGCACGAUUGGAGCUGCCUUCCUAACACAGACCGUCUGUCUGGAUGACACAACGGUGAAGUUUGAAAUCUGGGACACGGCGGGACAGGAGCGGUAUCACAGCCUGGCACCGAUGUAUUACCGCGGCGCCCAGGCAGCCAUCGUCGUCUACGACAUCACUAACACAGACACAUUUGUACGAGCCAAGAACUGGGUGAAAGAGUUGCAGAGGCAGGCUAGCCCCAAUAUUGUAAUUGCACUAGCGGGAAACAAGGCAGACCUUGCCACCAAGCGAGCUGUGGACUUCCAGGACGCACAAACGUACGCGGAUGACAACAGCUUGCUGUUCAUGGAGACGUCGGCCAAGACAGCGAUGAAUGUGAACGAAAUCUUCAUGGCGAUAGCCAAGAAACUGCCAAAAAAUGAACCCCAGAACGCUCCUGGAGGCCCAGGGAGGAAUCGGGUGGUUGACCUGCAGGAGAGCAGCCAGCCUAGCAGGAGCCAGUGCUGCAGCAAUUGAGCAGCCGAUCCCGCCGGACGGAGCCCUGGAAUGCCGUGACUGGAAUCCACGCUAACAAUCGCACUUACCGUAGAGCGGCCGCUGCUGGUGGCUGCUGUGAUUUCUCCAUCCCUUUCUGAUCAUAGGCUGGAGGGAGUUCUUCCACCUGCACCUUUCUGUACAAAUACUAAUUCAAUUCUAAGUCUUAAGUCACUUUUUUAAUAUAUGAACUUCUGCUCUUCCCUCUUCCUGGCGGUGGUGGGUGCGCGACCUGGUGUCUGCCCAGCCAGCUCCUCCCCAGCCGCGCCGGGGGGGCGGCAGCACCCGGGUCCCACGGCACUGUAGUUCACUAUGGGGAAACAAAGGGAUAUCGAGAGGAGAUGCCCUUGUUGGAAAUCACCCGUGUGUAAAGGCCGAGGCUAAGCCGGUCAGAUAGGCCUAGAACAACCACUAAACUGUAGCAUUAGAGUGACAAACUCGGGCUUCUCAGCCACUUGUUGACCAAAUCGAUCGAGUAUUCUGGGGUGGGGCGGAGGGAAGCGAAACUGGUUUCUUCUGUAUUUUGUAUUGUAUGUUUCUUCAUGUAACCAAUCAGUAUCUCGUCAAUAUAGUACCUACAACUA